Hyalella azteca is the source of this 741-nucleotide messenger RNA. RefSeq lists its product as uncharacterized. The record is from RefSeq and is a predicted model, not a curated record. The coding region runs from base 84 to 557 and encodes 157 amino acids. The transcript is spliced from 5 exons. NCBI's taxonomy places the organism in Eukaryota, Metazoa, Arthropoda, Malacostraca, Amphipoda, Hyalellidae.
UCGCACCAAGUCACAGGACUUCAAACAGCCUUUCGUUCACGACGCGUUUUGCCUUAGCCUCUUCAGCCUUUGCGACUACCAACAUGAUGAAAUCUGUCGGUCUUUUCCUUCUUCUCACAGCAACCUUUGCCUACUCCGGUGUUGACGGUGCAAAUGCGUGUGCAACGGCCCUCGACGGCAAGUUGAUUGGCGCAGGCCUGAAUGCUGCCUACACCGCUUGCAGGUCGGAUCCAGUGGCAUUUGCCGCCUUGAAAGCCACCGCAGCUAUUCCUGUCUGCGCGAGAUACGUGUUCACUGUCGGCGAUCGCAAGUGCGAAGUAGCCGGAGCUCCCUUCAUGAAAUGUGUAGCGGGAAAACUUGGUUACUUGAAGGCUGAUGGGUCCAUCGACAACAAGAAGGUCUUAGACCAGUUCAAGACUUGGGCCACCAGUAACCCUAAGUGCAGCGUUGCUCAGUACAACUUCGCUGCGAGUAAAUGUGGCUCUACCAUCGACAACUACGCGUUCGUGGCGAAGUCCGCAUGCAUCAUCAAUGCGACGUACCAGUACACUGGGUGACCUGCGCAACCUGGUCAUCAUUCCUUCAUCUGAUUGCCGGCUUUGAAGUGUUCACAACAGGUGAACAAUAUUAUUAGGGGACCAAUUUCUCCAGUUAAUGCAUCCACGUGAUGUAAAAAUUGUCUAAUUGGAAAUAUAUUGUAAUUUGUGAACAGUCAAAUUCAAUAAAAUUUUGUUUAAAAUC